GAUGGUGAUGCUGAUGCUGAUGAUGAAGAUGGCGUUCGCAUCUCUGCCGUCAACGGAGGCCGAUUCGGUUCCAUUGUCGAAGCCAGCGGUAACGGUAGCUGUAUUCUCGGCCUCGAGGAUUCUGAAGGCCCUGUACCACCAGAAGUGAUACUCGAUCCCAAUGACCUAGCAGAGUUAUGUCGAGAUGCAGCCAAGUUAAAAGCGAUGCGAAUUGCGAACCAGAUUCCUAACGAUCGGCUCGUCAAACUUUUGACCCUUCUACUCCUAAACAUAAGAGAUGGAGUUGGUGUCGUAGCCACGCUCCGACCGGUCAGUUGUUUCCCAGCUUUACUAACCAUACUGAUCUUAAUCUUGCUCAAAUUAUCAAAGCUUGGUGGAAACUACGCAUUGACAUAUUUACUUAGUUUCUCCGUCAUUUGUGGAAUGCUUGAAAGAGCUUCGUUGGUGCUUGUUUCGUCCAAUCUCCUCAUCAUUACUUUAUUUUUAUCUCAGGAGGAAGAGGCAGAUGAACAUGAAAGCAAGAGAUGGCGCGAGUUAGCCAUGGAACGCGUGAUGCGCAGCGUUCAUUCUGGGCUUAUUGGCAUUCAUUUAAUGACGUCUAAUGACAUGCCGCGAGAGGUAUACGUGGAGGAUGUAAUUGAGCGUACAGUUCAAACAGUCCGUUUUCAACUUGUCAAUUGCAUAUAUCCGGAAUAUGAUCCAGCCUAUCGCGGCUAG
Messenger RNA from Protopolystoma xenopodis, 717 nucleotides. NCBI's taxonomy places the organism in Eukaryota, Metazoa, Platyhelminthes, Monogenea, Polystomatidea, Polystomatidae. The record is from the annotation of a GenBank genome assembly.